CUCGGGCGUUGUUGUGCGGCUGCGCAGUGUUCCUGUGACUGGCACGGUAGACGGAGGAGACCCAGGCCGACAAGACAGCAUCAUGUCCGGCCAGUGGUCACACAGCACAGCCCGUGGGCGAGACUUCACCAGCAUCAUCCAGACAUGUAGUGGCAACAUCCAGAGGAUCACCAAUAACACUGCUCAGAUUCGGACUUUGUUGAAUCAGCUUGGAACCAGUAAAGAUUCUAGUAAACUCCAACAGAACCUACAACAAAUUCAGCAUUCCACUAAUGUUUUAGCCAAGGAAACCAACACUUACUUGAAGGAUCUUGCAUCUGUUCCCGCUCCAUUGUCUCCCACAGAGCAGCGUCAGCAAAAACUGCAGAAGGAGCGUCUUAUGAAUGAUUUUUCUGCUGCACUAAACCAUUUCCAAGCCGUCCAGAGACAAGUGUCCGAGAAGGAGAAGGAGACAGUAGCACGUGCCAGAGCUGGGUCCCGUCUGUCUAAUGAUGAGAGGCAGAAGGAAGAACCACUUGUUUCGUUUGACAAUAAUGAUGAUUGGAACCAAAUGCAAAGCCAAGAGGAAGAUCUUGGAAUCACAGAACAGGAUCUGGAACUUAUAAAAGAGAGAGAGAAUGCGAUCCAGAUAUUAGAGGCAGAUAUUCUGGAUGUGAAUCAGAUUUUUAAAGACCUGGCAGUAAUGAUUCAUGACCAAGGAGAGAUGAUAGAUAGUAUAGAAGCCAAUGUUGAAAGCGCAGAAGUUCAUGUAGAAAGAGGAACUGAGCAGUUACAGAGGGCGUCAUAUUAUCAGAAAAAAUCACGGAAGAAGAUUUGCAUCCUAAUCCUCAUCCUUGUUAUCGUAGCAGCUAUCCUAGGCUUUAUUAUAUGGUUGUCUGUAAAGUCCUGAUCCAUAUGUCUUCUGAUCCCAAGCCCAAGUCUUAUGAUGAUGUCUCCCACCUAUCUGUAAAUGCUGAUUUUCUAGUGUGCAAAAAGUCCACCCCAAGUAGACGUAAAGAGGCAGUGUUCCAAAAAGUUGUAGAAGUGGGACGCGGGAGUUCAAUAUACGUUGAGCAGUAUGACCGUCAUGGAUCGAGGGUAGAUUUCAAUAAUCGAGGACAACUAUCUAUGCAGCUGACUUACUAAUGGCCCACAUGAAGCUUGACAUUAAGGAUAUGGCAUCCCAUAGCACAUUAUGACACUACACUGAUCUUUCAUUCUGCUGCUAAGCACCAUGGGCUGUCGACCAGCCCUUUGUAGAUACGGUCUCACCUAUUAACCAUUGUUAAUCUGCACAAGGACCCUCCACCUCCUGCCCUUAGGUUGUACAUAAAAUCUAUAGCUUUUUCUGUGUUUAGAAAAAUGACAUUCAUAAACUUGUAUCUGUAGUGAAAAAGGAACCCUGCAAUAUUUUCUACUCUCUGGAUUAUUCUUAUGAUGUGUGUGCUAUGUAGAUGCACAUUAUUAUAAUAUCCUUGUAUAUACUUUAUCUCAUUAACUUUCUACUUUUUGAUGUUGAUGGGUCACACAGAAAAGUAGGUAAUAUAUCUAGAAGUUAAAAUAUGAAAAAUGAAUUAAACAAGGACAUAUCCUUUA
Messenger RNA from Bufo bufo (common toad), 1575 nucleotides. It is a transcript of the gene STX12, whose product is annotated as syntaxin 12. NCBI's taxonomy places the organism in Eukaryota, Metazoa, Chordata, Amphibia, Anura, Bufonidae. Gene Ontology annotation, cellular component: synaptic vesicle; postsynaptic recycling endosome; endomembrane system. Gene Ontology annotation, molecular function: SNAP receptor activity; SNARE binding. Bases 83 to 889 code for a protein of 268 amino acids. The record is from RefSeq and is a predicted model, not a curated record. The transcript is spliced from 9 exons. Gene Ontology annotation, biological process: vesicle-mediated transport; vesicle fusion; intracellular protein transport.